AUGACUGAACUCAAGAACAUGAUGGCUCAAGUUCUUAAGGGACAGCUCAAGCAUAUCAAUGCAAUAGAAGGGAUGAGUGAUGCUAAUGAAGAUUCAUCAAGAGAAUGUAUGGGAGAUUUCUCUAAUGAAGCCAAUGAAGAAGAUGUGAACUACAUUGGAAACUAUGGGAACAAGGGAUACAAUCCAAGCUAUCGCCCAAACCCCAACAUGUCUUAUAGAAACCCCAAUGUGGAGAAUCCUCAAGACCAAGUGUAUCCUCCAAGGUAUACCCACAACAACAAAGACCUCCUUACCAAUCUCAAGGAAGUCAAUUUCAGCCAAGGCAAGGAUAUGAGCAGAGAUCAUCAUAUCCACCCAAGGAGCCAUAUGCUUCUUCACCAAAUCAAGUUCCUCCAACCAACAAGGUGGGAGAUUUGA
Messenger RNA from Microthlaspi erraticum, 417 nucleotides. NCBI's taxonomy places the organism in Eukaryota, Viridiplantae, Streptophyta, Magnoliopsida, Brassicales, Brassicaceae. The record is from the annotation of a GenBank genome assembly.